Lottia gigantea (owl limpet) is the source of this 372-nucleotide messenger RNA. RefSeq lists its product as hypothetical. NCBI's taxonomy places the organism in Eukaryota, Metazoa, Mollusca, Gastropoda, Lottiidae. Gene Ontology annotation, molecular function: protein binding. The annotation marks the transcript as partial. The transcript has 2 exons. The record is from RefSeq and is a predicted model, not a curated record.
AUAGACAUUUUAUGUCGUAGCAAUGUUGGUGCCACUACAGCCCAUGAUGCUGCAGCUUCCGGCAGCUUUAACACUUUAAAAUGGUUGAUCCAGAAUACUUCAUAUCCAGUUGACAAUCAAGAUGGUACAGGAGCUUCUGUAGUCCAUCUUGCUGCACGUUUUACACAUUUUGAAAUGCUAGAAUGGCUGCUUGAUAACUCGAACUGUGAUAUUUUAUUGAAAUCAGCCAGUGGAGCCAUUCCGUUACAUUUUGCUGUAGUUGGGGGAGGUUUGGAUUGUACAGUUCAAGUAUUAUUAAAUAAUGGCUGUGACAAGAAUCUUGAAGAUAACCAAGGUUUAACUGCUCUUGAUUUAGCUAUCAAGUGUCACAAG